CCGAGCUCAUCUGGAACGAGGACGGGGGUGCGGUGGCCAUCUCCGAGAACCAUACAGAAGAUUUCCCUUCAUUAUGCCGCCCUCUUCUCCUGUAGAUGUUCAAAACUCCUCAGGUGAGAAUCACAGUCCCAAGUGACCCUGGGCCAAUGGCAAGUUUAGCCUCUCCUUCUCAUCCUGUCACUGCCCCUGGAUCAGGUCCUCCGCCUCUGAGACGGUAUUCAUAUCAAAGAGUAACUAAACCCUUAAAGCACCUUUUCAUGUGAAAACCACUCAAACCUGGGAUGAAGUCCCCCUUUAUUUGGUCCAGGGUUGUGACAUUUACAAGGUUGGGGUUUGGACCACACCUGUGCCGUAAUCCACUGUAUCCACGCUAUUAGGAUCCGCGCUCCUCUCCUUUAUACCAGAGAACUACAACUCCCAGCAUCCACCACUGGGAGCCUGCAUAUGCAGCAGUGCUCGGCUCGGCUCGGACGCGGAGCUGCAGCUUUUUGCGCCUCAGCUGCAGGAUUGAAGCAGGUUCCAAAGGACGAGGAGGGUCAGCGGGGGGUCUCUCCACACUGGGUCGGUCAGGAUGGGAAAUGGCAUCAAUAAGGUGCUGUCGGACUUAUACUUGGGCAAUUUCAAAGAUGCAAGAGACCGAGAACACUUAGCCAGGAACAACAUCACACGCAUCCUGUCCAUCCAUGACAGUGCAGCUCCAAUCCUCCAGGAGAUGACCUAUCUCUGCAUUUCAGCAGCUGACCUGCCCACACAAAACCUGACUCAGCACUUUAAACAAAGUAUAAUGUUCAUGCACGAGUCUCGCCUCAAAGGAGAGGGCUGCCUCGUUCACUGUUUGGCAGGUGUGUCCCGCAGUGUCACCCUGGUGAUAGCUUACAUCAUGACAGUGACAGGCCUGGGCUGGCAGGAGGCGCUGGCUGCCGUGAAGGUGGUCCGACCAUGUGCCGGCCCCAACCUGGGGUUUCAGCGGCAGCUCCAGGAGUUUGAAGCUACUCAGGCCGAUGAGUUCAGAGAGUGGCUACGGAACGAAUAUAAGGACAACCCCUUCAGUGAUGAGACCGACAUACGGAACUUGCUUGCCAGAGUGUCCAAAGUCAAUAAACAAAAUAUGAACCAAAAGGUGUCUCCCCCACCUGGAGGUACCUGACCAGAAAUGUUCAUGAGCUCUUUAGUAGCUUAGUCUGGACGGUUACACCAGUGUGUGAUUCUUCAGUAUCUGGACUUGUCUGGAAGUCUAACAUGCUUACAGAUUGGACCACUGUCAGGAAGUUUAAUGCUGCUGGAACGAUCCUCUCAGUGGACAUAAACACCGAAACCAUAUCUUGACAUCUAUUAA
Messenger RNA from Limanda limanda (common dab), 1336 nucleotides. RefSeq names its product dual specificity phosphatase 22b (gene dusp22b). The record is from RefSeq and is a predicted model, not a curated record. NCBI's taxonomy places the organism in Eukaryota, Metazoa, Chordata, Actinopteri, Pleuronectiformes, Pleuronectidae. Gene Ontology annotation, molecular function: protein tyrosine/serine/threonine phosphatase activity. Gene Ontology annotation, biological process: transforming growth factor beta receptor signaling pathway; protein dephosphorylation; positive regulation of JNK cascade. The transcript is spliced from 9 exons. Gene Ontology annotation, cellular component: cytosol. Bases 572 to 1147 code for a protein of 191 amino acids.